Molecule: messenger RNA, 3762 nt
Organism: Callithrix jacchus (white-tufted-ear marmoset)
Lineage: Eukaryota; Metazoa; Chordata; Mammalia; Primates; Cebidae
Gene: TNFRSF13C
Product: TNF receptor superfamily member 13C
Biological process (GO): T cell costimulation; tumor necrosis factor-mediated signaling pathway; positive regulation of T cell proliferation
Cellular component (GO): external side of plasma membrane
Molecular function (GO): signaling receptor activity
Source: RefSeq, a predicted model, not a curated record
CACCAUGAGGCGAGGACCCCGGAGCCUGCGAGGCAGGGACGCGCCGGUCCCCACGCCCUGCGUCCCGACCGAGUGCUACGACCUGCUGGUCCGUAAAUGCGUGGACUGUAGGCUCCUACGCAGAUCGCCACCGAAAACAGCAGCUGGAGCCAGCAGCCCUGCACCCGGGACGGCGCUGCAGCCUCAGGAGUCGGUGGGCCCGGGGGCCGGCGAGGUGUCGCUGCCCGUGCCCAGACUGCUCUUCGGCGCCCCCGCGCUCCUGGGCCUGGUACUGGUCCUGGCGCUGGUCCUGGUGGGCCUGGUGAGCUGGAGGCGGCGACAGCAGCGGCUUCGCGGGGCAGCCUCGUCUGAGGCCCCGGACGACGGAGACGAGGCCGCAGCCCCAGAGCCCCUGGACAAGCUCAUCAUUUUGUCUCCAGGAACCACUGAUGCCACAGCUUCUGCCUGGCCUCCUCCUGGAGAAGACCCAGGAACCACCCCACCUGGCCACAGCGUCCCUGUGCCAGCCACAGAGCUGGGCUCCACUGAACUGGUGACCACCAAGACAGCUGGCCCUGAGCAAUAAUAGCAGAGAGCUGGCAGGAGGUGCCUCCUGGCCUUCCUCCCGACCCCCAGCCAGGGGCUUGGAAAUCAAAUUCAGCUCUUCACUCCAGCAUGCACCUGCUUUCUUUCUGGGACCAGGCUAAAUCCUGCAGAAGCACAGACAGUACCGACCACAGCAUUCAGCCAGCAUGGACUUUGGUGUGCUGGCCUUUGGCUUCAGACCAUACCGUCUCUGACAGCCCUUGAAGGUGGUAGCCCAACUCCUGUGCCUUUGAAAGGUUGGGGCGCUCUGAGUAAGACACUUCUCUUUUAAAAUGGGGAAGGCACCAUUAAGCCAAAAUGAAUCUGAAAAAAAGACCAAGUGGGAGGAUACUUAAUUUGUUGUAGUUGGGUGUGUUUUUGUUGGUUUUUUUGUUUGUUUGUUUUUUGUUUUGAGACAGUUUCGCUCGUUACCCAGGCUGGAGUGCAAUGCCACGAUCUCGGCUCACCACAACCUCCACCUCCUGGGUUCAGGCAAUUCUCCUGCCUCAGCCUCCUGAGUAGCUGGGAUUACAGGCGCGCGCCACCAUGCCCAGCUAGUUUUUUUUGUAUUUUUAGUAGAGAUGGGGUUUCACCAUGUUGACCAGGAUGGUUUCAAUCUCUUGACCUCGUGAUCCACCCGCCUCGGCCUCACAAAGUGCUGGGAUUACAGGCAUGAGCUACCAUGCCCAGCUGUUUUUGUUUUUUUUUUGAGACAGAGUCUUGCUCUGUUGCCAGGCUGGAGUGCAGUGGUGUGAUCUCAGCUCACUGCAACCUCUGACUCCCUGGUUCAAGUGAUUCUCCUACCUCAGCCUCCCAAGUAGCUGGGAUUACAGGCGUGCACCACCACGCCCAGCUAAUUUUUGUAUUUUUUAUAGAGACGGGGUUUCACCAUGUUGACCAGGUUGACCUCAUGAUCCACCCGCCUCAGGGCCUCCCAAAGUGCUGGGAUUACAGGCUUGAGCCACCAUGCCCGGCUCUGGUCUUUUUUUAGACAGGGUCUUGCUCUAUCACGCAGGAUGGAGUGCAGUGAUGGGACCUUGGCUCAUUGCAGCCUGGGCUCAAGUGAUCUUUCUGCUUCAGCUUCCUGAGUAGCUGGAACUACAGGUGCUCCACCUUGCCCAGCUGAUUUUUUUUUUUUUUUAAGACAGGAUCUUGAUAUGUUGUCCAGGCCAUCCUCCCCAAAGGGCUAGGAUUAUAGGCGUGAGCCACAGGCCUGGCCUGUAUUUCUUUAAUACCUGUCCUCAGAGCCGUCCUGCUUUUAAACUGAUGCAAACGGCAAAAGUAACCAAUUCAUGGGUUUGCUUGCUUUAGUACAAGAUUAUUUUAAGAAAUAACAAAGAAGAAAAGCUUGAGCUGGAUUUUGCUAAUUCUCAGGUAGCUGUAUCCCAGGGUCGACCCUGAGACUGAACCAAUCUGCCAAAACCUAAGAUGCCAUUUUGACCCCAGGGGGAGCUUCCAGAGCCACAAACCUGCACUUGGGAGGAAGUGUGCGGCCUCCAGGGCUGGGCUCCAAACUCGAGCUGAGGAACAUGCUGGCAGGCAGCUCUCUCAGGGUCUACUUGGGGUUCCAGCUGCUCCAAGGCACAGCACAUUCAGCCAUACACAGGGCAUUGCCGGGACCAAGAGGAGACUCCUUUGUGCAGAGGCCAAGACAGGCCUGUGACCUUGAACCGGGUGGACGUGAGGUCCCUUGAACUCCCUUCUCUCUCUGGCUUGUUACCCUGAAGCACCGGCCCCCCCAGUGCUGGGAUCAUUUGGUCAUUCUGUGCCAGCCCCCGGGUCACCUACCGUCACAGUGAAAGCUGCUCCCUCCUCUUACAAUGAUGUACCUUGUUUUGGGGUCUGGGGACAAGGCCGUCUCUUUCCAGUCCUGGAUGACACUGUGCACAGCCUGCCACCCCCUGCCUGCCCUCCUGCACAGAGUUAGACCUCCUGACCCGGCCUCCGCCCUGGGCAGCUUCCUUCGAAGCUGUUGCAGGUUAGCAUCUUUGGAAGGGAGUCAGAAGACGGAGUUCUGAGUACCGUUUUCCCUGCUGGGCCCUGGGCACGUUCUGUUCCUGCAGCAGAUGUUUUCUGCCUGCCUCUCCUGAGCAGCCACCGGAGUCACCUGUAGACCCCUGCCCCUCCUGUCCCUUGCCAGGCCUGUGGACUCAGUGCUUGCUGUCCUAAGUGCCCGUUUUGUGCCCAGCUCAGAAGACAGUGGCCAGUGGUCAAUCACAUCCAGGUCUCUGCCUGGCUACUUGCUCCGUGAACCCACCUCAGAUGCCCCUGCCCCCAGGGAGCCAGGUGACAGGGUGAGGUCAAAUGAUAAGCAAGUGUGGGAGAGGGCUGGUGGGGUCAGGCCCACAUGGACCCAGCUCUACACUCCCCCUCCAUCUGAGGAUCGGGGAGUCCAAGCUGCUACUGGCCACUGCAUCUCUCACUUCUUCUUCCCUAGAUACCCCACCUCCCCCACCCCAUCUUCUCCUGGACACCCCAUCUCUCCCACAUCAUAUUCCUCUGCCCACCCCCUCUCCUACCCCAUUUUUGGCUAUAUCUGGGGUUAGCUCAGCAGGUGAAAACCCAGAGUGUGGGUGAAACCCCUCUGGGGCCCAGACAUGCAAACCUUGGGGAUCUCUCUGUCCCAGCCGGACCCUCUGGCCGAUAGGAAGUUUCCCGAGUUCUCAGUUUUUUCUUCUGAAAAAUGAGGGGUUGGAUGCAAAGUUCUCCUCCUGGCCUGUGGCCCCCAGAGGAGGACAGGAGGAGGGAGCCUUAGAUAAUUCUCAUAUGCAUUUCACAGAUAAGGAGACUGAGACCCAGAGCCAUCAUAUUGAUACCUCAUUUGAUCUUCAUAAGAGCACCUGGAGGAGGGGGGUGGGGUGUUUGUGCUUUUUUUUGUUUUUUGCAUUCCAGGCUGGAGUGCAGUGGUGUGAUCUCAGCUCACUGCAACCUCGAUCUCUUGACCUUGUGAUCUGCCCACCUUGGCUUCCCAAAGUGCUGGGAUUACAGGCCUGAGCCACUGCACCUGGCCCCUGCUUUAAAAUUUUUUAAUAAAAAAAUGAAGAUAUGCAUUUUGUAGACAAUCUGCAAGUUCUGGAUGGGAACCCAUGAUGUAGUCAGGGAAGAAAUGACCCAUGUCCAGUAACCCCAAGCCUGCAGUGUGUGUUUUUCUACAUAAUUGAAAUCAUUCUAUACAUUAAAUUCAUGUCUUGACCAUCA